AUGCUGUGGAUUCAGAGGAAGAGGAGGAGGAAGGCCAGCCCUGAGGACCCAGACGCCCACAGGUCAGCAGACGAGAGCUGGAUCAAGUCUCACUUCAGCAGCUUUUCCGAAGAGAACCUGGCCGCCCACCACCCCACCGGCGCCAGCAGCCAGGCGCCCCCGCCCGAGAGCGGGAGGGGCGAGGCCAGCACCACCGUGCACAUGGAGACCCUCACCACGAGGCACGGAGAGGCGGGCCCCGCCCUGCGCCGGGAGUCCUUCACCAGCCGGCAGAGGACGGCUGGGUCCUCGGUGGUCAAAGAGACCCACACAGAGUCUGGAAAAUCCUCGUCCACGGACGAGGCCACGUGGGCCGCCGUGGCUGCCUGCACCCAGGAGAUCGACAGCAAGGGCCGGAAGCUGGCCAACUCCAUGCUGCAGCGGGCCACGGCCUACCAGCACACGGGCCACCUGGAGGCCAAGGACAUCAACCAGGAAGAGCUGAAGGCCCUCGAGGAAGUCGAGAUGAGGCUGAAAAAGAACUUCCUCAUCCAGCGGGAGAACACCACGGCUGGCGCCAACCACACGCACACUUUCCAUGGCCACGGCCACCCAAGCCACCCAAGCCACCAAAGCCACAGCCUGCCCGACCGCAGCCACUAG
This is a messenger RNA of Carlito syrichta (Philippine tarsier), 642 nucleotides long. RefSeq names its product chromosome unknown C10orf62 homolog (gene CUNH10orf62). The record is from RefSeq and is a predicted model, not a curated record. Bases 1 to 642 code for a protein of 213 amino acids. NCBI's taxonomy places the organism in Eukaryota, Metazoa, Chordata, Mammalia, Primates, Tarsiidae. The transcript has a single exon.